AUGGGUCAGCCAGACGAGCAAGAAAGAGUUCGAGAAUUAUCAAGGUACUACUGCACCUUCGAUCAGCACGGUCUGCCCGAAGAUUCAAUAGACUCCGUCCGUCUGUCUUCAGACACUACUCUCACCGCGCUCACCCAGCUCGGCGUAUACCGCUUCGCAUGUAACCGGUCUUUCGUCUCGAUCAUCGACGGCGGCAACCAACAUGUGAUCUCGGAGGCUACCGCGUCCGUCUCUCUGCGGAAUACAGAUCACCAUCGACCAGACGAUGGCAUUUUUCUAGGUGUCCGCACCCUCGAUUUGGAAUGGGGUGUGUGUCCACAUGCGAUUCGCUUGUUCACUGGACAGGAUGAGUCGCAUAUCCAGGAUACGGAGAACGUGACUGCCAACCGAACGAGAAAUAUCAUUCGCGAUUUUACCAAGGAAGACUUUUAUAAAGAUCGUUCUUAUGUUCUUGGCUGGCCGUUCUUUCGAUUCUACGCUGAGGUCCCGCUGUACAGUCCUUCCGGGUUUGUGUUAGGUUCCUACUGCGUGGUAGACGAUAAACCGCGCAUGGAUUUCGGUGAUGAGGAUGUUGCGGCGCUUCGGGAGAUCGCCGAUGCGAUCACGAAUCAUCUUGAAAAUUCACGGAUCGUGCAGUAUCACCGCCGUUCCGAGAAUCUGGUCAAGGGCUUAACGAACUUUGUGAAAAGUGGUUCGAAGUUUGAUCCGACUGGACUUUCAACACAGAAUCAAUUGGAGUCUUCUACGAAGAAGAUCAAUUCCGAGACUCUUGAGCCGUCGGUUAAUUUGGGUGAUGUGGGUGAAAGUAUUGCUUCAUUAUCGGCGCAGGGCAAUGGUGCCUUUUCACCUCUUGAUCAGAGGUCAUCACCCAGUCUCAAUGCACGUGAGGCAUCUGUUUUCUCUGGGACGGGUCGUUCAAGAUCGAAAUCAACGCUUCCUUCGUCUCUUUCGAGAACUGCCUCCGAUCGAUCGGAUCCCGUGGCCUCUAUGGAUGUUCCUUCGGAGCUGACGGUACCGGAAGAUGUGCCGAUCACUGAGCGUAUUGCUGCGAUAUUUUCUCGUGCCAGUACGUUACUCGAGGAAUCAUUGGAUCUGGACGGCGUGGUAUUUCUUGAUGCUCAUCGGAACGAUCCGCAAUUUGAACCAUCUGGUCAAAGUGAAGGCUGGGAGGCUGUUCCGCAGUUUGUUGAUCCAGGAUUUCCUCUAACGCCGCGAGCCACACUACCUAAAGACGCGCAGAAGUACUGUGGUUUCUUAGGCCAAUCUUCGAAUGGGUGGACAUCAAACAGGAAUACUGGGCAGUGUCGCCGGGUGAUGGUGACCGAAGAUCUGCUGCAUUCGUUGAUCACCUAUUUCCCAGAAGGUCAUGUUUUCGAUACCGAUCGUCAAUAUGGAUCCACCCUUGGGGGAGACGAUACCCUUACCUUGGCCUCCGAAUCUGAACCUUCUCAAAUGAUCGCCCAUCGUCUGUCCCAGCAACUUCCUGAUGCCAGAUAUGUUCUCUUUUAUCCCCUCUGGGAUUGGAGCAAAUCACGUUGGCUUGCGGGUACAUUAGUUUGGACAAAUGGCUGCCACCGUCCAUUGGGGACAGAGGAAUUGCACUACUUCAAAGCAUUCGGAGACUCAAUAAUUUCCGAAGUGUCUCGUCUGCAUUGGACAGCAAGCGAGAACUCCAAAUUUGAUUUCGUCACAUCGAUCAGCCAUGAGCUUCGCUCUCCUCUCCAUGGAAUACUUGCCAGUGCAGAACUACUGCAUGAUGUCCCUCUUCAGCCCACACAACACGACAUUGUCAAAAUGAUCUCAACUUCUGGAAUCACAUUGCUGGAUACCAUAGACCACUUGCUCGAUUACUGCAAAAUCAACAACCUUGGUACAGCACAAGACCUUGACAAGAAAAAAUCCCAAAGCGGAGCAAUGAGUCUGGUCUCCGAGUUCAAUCUCGACCAUUUGGUCGAGGAAGUUGCCAUGAUUCUUCACACAGGCCGGAAUCCAGCCGCGCCUACUUCACUUACAACACACAGACCUGCACCGGUGCCUACUCAGCAGACUCAAGACAACACUGGCGAUUUAUCGGUUGUCAUAAACAUUGAACAGCCCAACUCCUGGAAAAUCAGAUCGGUAGCUGGCGCCUGGAGACGAAUCGUCAUGAAUCUUCUGGGCAACUCUUUGAAAUGGACCCAACAUGGCCUCAUCGAGUUAUCAUUGUCAGAGGUUACCGACCAGACAGCGGAUUCUGCGCUUACACACCUCCGCGUCACCGACACAGGCCGAGGAAUCGCACCAGAGUUUCUCAAAAAUUCGGCUUUUACUCCAUUUUCUCAAGAGGAUGCUUUGUCGGAGGGUGUUGGGCUGGGUCUGAGCAUCGUACACAAGCUCGUCGCUUUCCUCGGUGGCCAUAUCAACAUGAGAAGUGAAGUUGGUGUGGGCACCCAGGUCGAUGUAUACAUUCCCUCUCCGUCCCGUCGAAGUUGUUCUAGCGCUGCUGCCCUAUCUGUCGAUGACCCGACUGCGACACACCCCGACGGGCUGAAAGCAUGCCUUAUCGGUCUCAAUUCCUAUCCCGAUUUGGCGGAAACACCUACAGGUAUCAUGAGCCCUGAUGCUAAACGAAACCUUUCGAUCCAGAACACUCUUGCUAGCAUCUUGAUGGGCCAGAUGGGCUGGCGUAUUUCUCUGUUUGAAUCCAUUGAGCAAGCUUCAGGUGACGUCGCCGUCAUUGAAGAGUCCAGGUUCAAGGAUAUCUGGAAUGGCAAAUCACUUGCCAGCGACCCCGGCAGUCGGUUCAAGUUCUUCAUAGUUUUGGGUAGCGCAAGAUCGUCAUUGGGCGACACCCUACCCCCUAACGUCAUUUUCGUGCAGCAACCAUUUGGUCCCAAGAAAGUGUGCCAAGCCGCUGAAAAGGUCAAGGAGCUUUUUGCGUCGCAGCCUGAGUCCGAAUACUUUGGCGAGACACAGGUGGAGACUCCACCAGUCUGUUCUCAAGAGCCUGCGCCGCAGACGGAAAUCAUAGCGAUUCCCGAGACGCCGGUAGAAUUGGUUCCUCAAACUCCGGUUGAGAUGGUCUGCCCAAAUUCAUCGGAGAAUGUGGAUGCUGAAUCAAAAGAUCAAUUGCAUGUCCUUAUCGUGGAUGACAACGACAUCAAUGUGAAGAUCCUUGCCACGUUCAUGCGCAAACUCGGCUACAGCUAUGAAACAGCAUCCAAUGGACUGAUUGCAUUGCAAAAGGUUGAAUCUUCCACUCGGAGAUACGACUUCAUUCUGAUGGAUCUAUCAAUGCCAGUCAUGGAUGGCCUCAUGUCAACAAGCAAAAUCCGCCAGCAUGAGAAGGACAACGGCUUGAAGCCUUCCUGUAUCAUGGCUAUAACAGGUGUCGCAUCGGAUACCAUGCGCGAAGCAGCGAGAACUGCCGGGGUUAACGACUAUCUCGUCAAGCCGCUCUCGCUCCGUAAGCUGAAGACGCUUAUCGGUAUUCUAUUCUAA
Messenger RNA from Penicillium brevicompactum, 3480 nucleotides. RefSeq lists its product as uncharacterized. Gene Ontology annotation, molecular function: phosphorelay sensor kinase activity. The coding region runs from base 1 to 3480 and encodes 1159 amino acids. Gene Ontology annotation, biological process: phosphorelay signal transduction system; phosphorylation. The record is from RefSeq and is a predicted model, not a curated record. The transcript has 7 exons. NCBI's taxonomy places the organism in Eukaryota, Fungi, Ascomycota, Eurotiomycetes, Eurotiales, Aspergillaceae.